AUGGCCCCAGCAUCAAAGCAAAAAUCCAACGUCGCCCUUUUGACGGAAGGAGCGUCGUAUAUCCAGCGGGCGAAGAAGGCCAGGAAGGAUCAGGUGGAGGAGAUCAAAUUUGACGAUGAGGCUAGACGCGAAUGGUUGACAGGAUUCAGCAAGAGGAAGAAGGCCAAGGUCGAGGAGAAGAGGAGCAGAGCAAAGGAGAGAGAGAAGCAAGAACAUUUGGAUGAGAGGAAAAAGGCUAGGAAGGAACUCAGAGAAAGAGCCGCUGCCAACGUCAAGUCUGUUCGUCAAGCUAUGGGUCUUGUAGACGAGAGCGAAGAUGAAGACGAAAACAAUGAAGCUGGACCUUCAUCAGCCCCUGUGGAUGAGGAAGAAGAGUUUUCAGACGAUGAUCAGAUCGCCACCGUCACCAUCACCGAAGACUUUGACCCCACCACCACAUCUUCCUUCAUUCCCACCCGCUCUUCCCAGUCGCCCGCACCUGAACAAGUCGAGGCCCCUGCACCCGAAGUGAAAAAGGUCAAGAUGCUUCCUCCUUCGUCCAAACGAGCCCAGAAGGCGCUGGACAAGAAGAAGGCCCAAAGCAAGGAUGGCAAGAAGGUCGGUCGAACGACUUCUAUGGAAACAAAGGCGGAGAGGAGAAAGGGCAAGGAGAUAGAGUCGAGGAAGCGAGGCAAGAAGGCUGCUUUGGCUAUGGAGCGAAGGGGAGGCAAAACGUCAUCUACGCGAGGCAAGCCAAAGGGCAAGGGGAGGCGAUGA
Molecule: messenger RNA, 756 nt
Organism: Cryptococcus amylolentus CBS 6039
Lineage: Eukaryota; Fungi; Basidiomycota; Tremellomycetes; Tremellales; Cryptococcaceae
Exons: 4
Coding region: 1-756 (251 amino acids)
Cellular component (GO): nucleolus
Molecular function (GO): RNA binding
Source: RefSeq, a predicted model, not a curated record